AUGGAGCGACAGGAGAAGGAUCAGACAAGAAGUAUUUAUGAUUUCUUUAAACGACCAGCAUUCUCCAAACCUAACCAACAUCUUACCCCGAAAAAGCAACAAAAAACCUACCUACCAUCUUCGCCGGAAUGCCCCAUUGAUCUCACUUCCAAAGCAUACGAUGACCCGGUCCCAUUCAGCAUCCAAGUGCCUUUGAGAAAGCCGGCACUCCCCGUUGAUCCAGAACCCGACGAUGAGUUGCAGUCAUCGCUCAUUGAAUCAGUGAACAAUAGAAUCUCGACACCAACGCCAACACAAAGCCCCACGCCCGCACCAACACAAAGCUUCGAAAGCAUCCAAAGCACGACUGAUACUCUGCCGUCCUUGCAAAAUGGGAAUCUCCAAAAUUCUCAGCGGAUCGUCAAAGGAGGCAAGGAAGUGGUCAUCAGCUCCGAUGGAGAAGAAACGGAUUCCGAUAGCUCAAUAUUCGAAGAUCCGGCUUUGUUAAUUGGCUCAAGACCGAAGCCAGCCGAGAAGCCGAGGCCCAAAAUCAUUUCUGCGCCGAAACAUAUUGCGACGACACCGAAGAAAUAUAAGAACACCAUUGAUGCACUUGUACACGGGGCUGUUGACGAUAAUGAGACAGAAGCUAAUGUCGCCAGGGCGAGGGCCAUCUUCAAUCAGCGCAAUAGCACGGUAAUCGACUCAGGUGAAAAGACCAACAUACACGAAAACAUGUUGAAAUCAGCUUUGGGCGAAAAAGAAAAUGAUGAUGACGGGAUAGGUGUUCAACGUUUACUGGAUGCCGUCCGAAGAACCGAGGCCCUUGAUCUAGACAAGACCUGGCGGUUCUUAGAUCAGACCCAGGAUUCACCGAUUCCGGUGGAAUUCCCCAAGGAUCGGUUCGCCCCUGAUUCACACCUAGCGGUUCUGCGGGAGCCGGAAUCUCGAGAACGUGCUUUUCAAUCUGGCGUUCUUGAAUUUGCCGCGUCAUUGCAACGUCUACCAGAUGAGCUUAUCCUGUGGCUCUUCCGCUCUACUGACCAUGGAUUAGUGCCCUACGAGCCUCGGGAAGAGCUCAGACAAGCUUAUGUUAGAGUGUUGACGAUUGCCCCCAAGCAACCCGAUGGCGCACAGAUAAAAUCUGUUCUUUACCCAGGUCACAUCGAUGAACUUUUUCGACCAUUAAGAGUGAAGCCAGCUGCUUUGGAUUUUUCCAAGGCUAUCGUUGAAGAUUAUCAUGAUCGUAAGCUUCGUCUCCCGCCGUUUGCCAACGACACCCGAGAGCGUGCAAUUCAGAUACUUCUGCGUAUUUCUUUGGACACGGCGCUCACAGAAGACUAUAUGAUCCGCUCGGAGCUUCAAAGCUGCAUCGGUGCACUUUUUCAAAGUGUGCCCGCAUCCGAUGCCGAACAGACUGAACAUCGAAUUUGCAAAAUUGUAUAUGAUACCUUUCGGGAGCCGCAAUUUCAAAGUCGCAUGCUACAGAACAUCCUCCCCACCACCAUGUGGAUUUCGCGGCUACGAUACCGUCUCGCUGUGGCAUUUUUGCUUCGAAAUGACGCCGCGUUGACGGAACCUAUCCAAGAUGUUUUGGAUUUGGGACGGCUGACUCACUUUUUAGCCAGUGAUGAGCGCUUUCAAGUAAAGGCAUAUAAGGCGAGAGGUGAUUAUGACUACGGCGAGUUGACUGCGAACGCCAUACUUCUCGACAUCGCCAUCAAUACCGCUCUUUCUGAUCUGAACUACCAGGGCGAGGAUACGGACAAAAGGUUCAACGAGGCCAUUGAUAUUCUCGCGGCGCAGAUCAAGAGGACCUUCAGUUCGAUCGAAGAUACAGGCGCAUCUCACCUGAAACGGAUGUUAGCUAAAGAAACCCUGGAGUCAGUACAUUACCGCAUGCUGUACUCUGUUCGGUCCAAGCCUCCACCCAAAAAGUCAGCGUUCAAAUCAUCUGCGAAGCAGACGAAUGGAACCAUCAGUAGUCACUUCAAGCCAAGGACUAUAGACCGUCCGGACGAGCUUCCGAUGCCGAUCCGUCGAUACGGAACACCUUGA
Messenger RNA from Penicillium odoratum, 2037 nucleotides. RefSeq lists its product as uncharacterized. The transcript is spliced from 6 exons. Bases 1 to 2037 code for a protein of 678 amino acids. The record is from RefSeq and is a predicted model, not a curated record. Lineage: Eukaryota; Fungi; Ascomycota; Eurotiomycetes; Eurotiales; Aspergillaceae.